Messenger RNA from Bipolaris oryzae ATCC 44560, 738 nucleotides. RefSeq lists its product as uncharacterized. NCBI's taxonomy places the organism in Eukaryota, Fungi, Ascomycota, Dothideomycetes, Pleosporales, Pleosporaceae. The coding region runs from base 1 to 738 and encodes 245 amino acids. The record is from RefSeq and is a predicted model, not a curated record. The transcript has a single exon.
AUGGGCCGGGGGCCCAGCGACACACGUGCUCGCAGGAGGCUGCGGGCGAUAGUGAGUGGAUGGGGGAGGACGGAUGGUGGAGGCGGUGGAGUGGUGGGAUUUGGGGUAGGGCCAAUGAGGCGGGCCGGAGCCCGGCCGGCCGGAAGCAGGCGUGUUGGAGAUAGGGACACGCACACGCACGCCCACACGCAGCACCAGUCAGUCUGCCAGUCUGCCAGUCCGCCAGUCCGCCCGCGCGUCGUGGAGCUUCCUCCUUGCUCGGCUACAACCUGUCGCGGCUCAGUCUCCUGUUCCCCGAGCAUGUGCGUGUGCGUGUACCGACUGAAACCCUGGCGCCUUUGCUGUCUGAACCUCUGCGCCCUUGAGUCGGGAAUGGGAACGCGCGAGCCAUGGGGGUUACGAGGCGAGCGGAGGCGACAGCACUGCCUAUAUCUGAAUCCCGCAGCCAUGGAUGAUGAUGAUGAUGAUGAUGAUGCAUCCAGCCAUACACCCAGCCAUGCAUCCAGCCAUGCAUACACUCACUCACUCUACUUGGCCAGACACAUUGGGGCGCCGAGGUGCGUCCCGGGCGACGGCUAUUUGGACUGCAGUGAAGCGGACUUACCACGGCCCCUGCCAUCGAAUCACAGCGACAACAGCCCCUCUCAGAGCAGAGGGCAGCGAGGGCAGCGAGGCCAGCAUAUGACUACUGAGUAUGCAAAUACUUGGGCUGCUUCUCUCCGCGGCACGCACCCGUAG